Messenger RNA from Cryptomeria japonica (Japanese cedar), 1931 nucleotides. RefSeq names its product probable BOI-related E3 ubiquitin-protein ligase 2. The record is from RefSeq and is a predicted model, not a curated record. The coding region runs from base 657 to 1748 and encodes 363 amino acids. The transcript is spliced from 4 exons. Lineage: Eukaryota; Viridiplantae; Streptophyta; Pinopsida; Cupressales; Cupressaceae. Gene Ontology annotation, molecular function: ubiquitin-protein transferase activity.
GGGACCUCGUUUCCCAACUCCCCCAUGUGACCCUAAUUUGUUUUUCUCUAACACACACACAAUACGUUGACAAAACUUUACCCAUUCUGAUUGCCCUUCUGGUUUUAGGUGGCAGAGAGGGUCAGGGCAUCAUCACCGAAAACCCCGUUUACUUUGCUUCCAAUAAACUAAAAGCAGAGGGACAACAAUCACUAGUGCGUGACUGGCGUAUUGCACAGAUAUUUCUGCGGAUCCCACCAAUGGUCUGCAAUUAAUUCCCGGCUUUAAUUUUCACACACUGUAAGGAAUCUGUUCACCGUAAUAAUUGGGAUGGGACCCAUUGUCCCAACUGCUUGAAAAAAAGGAAACCUUUGCAGAAACCCAAUAAAUAAUCUUGGUAUAACAGCAAGAAUACAGGCAUCGGAAAAAGAAAAACAGAGGGUUGAAAAUAAGAAUUGUAGGGCUGGGCUGCAUUCAUGGCUUUGGAAUCUCAAUUGCAUUGGUGUGGAAUAAGUAGUGGGGGCAACCUACAAUUUAGGUAAUGACUUGGUGCACAAUUCAAUGCACAUUCGGGCAUGAGGGUUGAUGGGUAAAGAGGUUGGCCCAUUGCCAGAAUCUCGGGCUUUAGGACUUGCUUUCAGUUUCUGUUGGGUGUGAUAAUAGUUGGAGGUGAGAAAAUGGCAGUCUCUAACGUUCUUAUUCCAGACACCACGGGUUACAGGAUGCGAAAUGUUUUGGGAGGGGAAAAUGGGAAUACUCUUCCCACAUUUCCUUUGUUGUUCGGGGUUGAAGACCUUCAGUUUCCUUAUGCUGUAACCCAUAGAUCUUCAGGGCAACUUCAACUUUAUACCCCAUUUCCUGUGGCAUCAUCAUCUCAUGUUCAUAAUGAUGAGAUUGAGAUUGCUUCUGCGUCUGGGCUUUACCAUCCAAAGAAGAAGCUCAGAGAACCUGAUUCAAGAACCCAAAUUCAUGUGGGCAAAUUCCUCCAAUCUCAACCGCCCCUGCCUAAUCCAACGCAAGUUUCUACUGGAUUGAGAUUGGCAUAUGAUGACGAUGAACAGCCUAAUUCCUCUGUUACAUCUGCCAGUGAAAACCUUGAUAACCUCAAUCUCCUGAGAUUCUUCGAUGAAGAUUUGAGCACAGAGAUGAACCGCCAGAAGAGCGAGUUUGAACGCUACAUGAGACUUGAGGAAGAGCAUUUGGCCCUGGCUCUCAAGGAAAUGAAACAGAGACACAUGACGUCAUUUCUUGGUGCCAUACAGAAGGGAUUAAGGCGCAAGAUAAGAGAGAAGGAUGUUGAAAUUGAGAAUGGCAAAAUGCAAACCAAGGAACUGAUGGAGAAAAUAAAACAACUAGCCCUUGAAGCUCAAGCAUGGCAUAACAGGGCCAAAUACAAUGAAGCAAUGGUGACUGCUCUCAGGACCAGUCUCCAGCAGGCAGUUGCCCACAGCAGAGAACAGAGCAAAGAGGGUUGUGGCGAUAGUGAGGUGGAUGAUGCAGCGUCUUCUCAUUAUGGGGAUAAUAACAACAUUUACAACAGUACCAACAAUGUUAUUAAUAGUAUGUCUGAUGUUCAUGUCCGCAUUGCAAAAGAGAACAAGGAGCUGAGAGAGAACAGGAGUUGCAGGAGUUGCAGGAGCAAUGAUGUUUCUAUUUUGCUCUUGCCUUGUAGACAUCUCUGUCUAUGCAGGGAAUGUGAGAGCACGCUUGAUGCAUGCCCCCUUUGCCACUCGCAAAAGAAUGCAAGUGUCCAAGUUUACAUGUCCUGAAGAAGAAGAUGAUGAUGAUGAUGAUGAUGAUGAUGGAGAAGCCUUCCUUUUGCCAAGCAUAAAAUCCAACGUUCUGGUUUUCAUCUAUCUGCCCUUUUUAUUACAAUUGUUGCCGCCUAGAAGAUUGGAAAAAGCCUCUGUAAGCUGCAAACAUUGUAAUAUUUUAAAGAUCCUCUUUUGCUA